Molecule: messenger RNA, 10968 nt
Organism: Salvelinus fontinalis (brook trout)
Lineage: Eukaryota; Metazoa; Chordata; Actinopteri; Salmoniformes; Salmonidae
Product: signal-induced proliferation-associated 1-like protein 3
Exons: 23
Coding region: 521-5800 (1759 amino acids)
Biological process (GO): establishment of epithelial cell polarity; activation of GTPase activity; epithelial cell morphogenesis
Cellular component (GO): cytoplasm; plasma membrane; Golgi apparatus
Molecular function (GO): GTPase activator activity; protein binding
Source: RefSeq, a predicted model, not a curated record
AUCGAGUGCUAGCGCAGCACCGUGGUUUCGGCUGGCUUGUGUGAUCCGACUCCGGGAGAGCAUUCCUGGCAACGUCGUGAGCGGGGAUAGAAACAAGCAGUCCACUAUAUUGUUCAAUCAAUAUUUCUCCUAGGAGAUGGGGAUUUCUAAAGGGAUAUAAGUUCGUCGAACGGCAGCAGAGCUGUGAGCGAGAGACUUUCCCCGCCUCGUUCACCCCCUCUGCUCACCUGUGAGUCAACACACACGCACGGACCACGCCCGAUUCACUUGCACAGCUGAAGGUCCGGACGAGAUCUGCCCAGAGCCUGAGAGAAGAGAGACCGCCUACUGUGCAGCUGGGCCUAUGACCAGCAGUGUCCCACCCUCCCAUUGAAAGCGAUGUGUGUGGGAGGUGGAGGCCGCAGCAUCAGCAGAGUGUGUGUGGGGCUCCUCUCCCUCUCCCCUACUCCACACUCUGGCCUGGGAUGCCAGCUCCCUGCCCCCCUGCCUGCUGUCCUGCCCUGAGCUCUCCUGGGGCGCCAUGAACACCUACAGAGAUCGAGGGGUCACCUGCACCUCCUCAGACCUGCUGGAGAGGGGCGGAGGGGGAGGGCCUGGGUCCCUCCUCACACAACAUGCCGCCUUCCACCUCACCCCCAAUGGCCACACUGCCCCCUCUGAUCCAGCUACCCAAUCCCGUGUCUCCGUUCCCAAGAUGGGUGUCCGCGCCCGUAUUGCUGAGUGGCCGCCGCGCCAUGCGCAAUCAAGGGAGUCGCUCCUGGAGAACGGGCAAGGUGGUAAUCACCAUGGAGACGACCCCUCCACGAUGACCGCAUCUUUCCCCAUCUCCGAGGUCGGGCUGGUGAGGGGAGGAGUGGCUCGUUUACCAAGGCGACGCACGAAGGACGUGGAGUUCCGUGGUGGGUACGGAGGUGAAAGAGGGUCUCCCGCAGGCCUGCGUGCUUUCCCCCCGUUACGGCAGCGCUCCAACAGCGAGGUGACUCUGAGCGAGCAGGAUGAGAACGAGGUGGAAGGUCGCGGAGGUGCUAAUCUGUUCCGGGAGUACGGCAGCACCUCCUCCAUCGACGUGCAGGGCAUCACCGAGCAGAGCUUCUUUGACAUGCUCAGCCAGUUCCACCAGGAGAGGCCCGACCAGCGCAGCACUGCCCCCGGACGCCUGGGAGAGCUACUGUACACCCCCAACUCCCCUCCCUCGGCACCCCUCCCCACGGGCCACUCCCCCACGCCCACAUCCCGGGGGGAGGAUGGAGGGAUGGGGAGGUCAGAGAACAGGGUGAGGAAGAAGAGUGUGGGGACAGAGUCGUCUCUGGGGACGUCCUCUCUGUUCCGGAAGCUCCGCAGCUCCAGCAGAGGGGAGCUGGACAGAGGGGAUGCGUGGGAGGACGGGGGAAGCCGUAACUCUACAGAUACCCCCUACAAACCCUGGGUGUGCCCCAAGAGCUUUGUCCACUACGACGCCCAGAGCAUACUGUUUGACCUCAAUGAGGCGGCUGCUCAGCGCGCCUAUGUAGCCAAGCGGAGGAACACUGCCACCGGGGCAUCGGCGGCCUCAGUCUCCCUGGCUGUGUCACGGUCCUCAACUCUGAGUGGGUUGGACGCUACCUACUCCAGCAUUGAGGACCUGACGCUAGGCCUCGACCCCAGCGCGCCCACACCCUCCCUGGGCAUGGACCCUCUGGACGCCCCCCCCGGAGGCCCCAACUCCAGUCCGCUCCUCCUCAGUUGCCCCCACUUCCGCAAUGAGACGGGGGGCCACGGGGAGCGCAACGUCAGCUUCCUGAGCUCCUCGGCCGAGCGGGGAAGGGAGGGGGGCGCGGGUGACAUGGCGAGGGGCAGCCUUCGGCGUAGCAACGCCAGUGUGUCGGUGGUGGAGGUGCCCAUAGAGCAGCAAGUCACCAGAAUGGACAGGCUGAAACUCUAUAGCAUCGAGCACGUGGACCUGGGGGCGCGCUACUACCGAGACUACUUCCACGGGAAAGAGCACUCUAACUACUUUGGGACGGACGAGAAGCUGGGUCCGGUGGCUGUGAGUAUCCGCAGGGAGAAACUGGACGACACUAAAGACCUGAAGGACCAGUACCAGUACCGCAUCAUCGCCAGAACCAGUGAGCUGGUGACGCUGCGGGGAUCCAUCCUGGAGGAUGCGGUGACCUCCACGGGGAGGCACGGCACGGUGCGUGGUCUCCCCCUAAAGGAGGUGCUGGAGCAGGUGGUCCCGGAGCUCAGUGUGUCCUGCCUGCGCCUGGCUCUCAGCACGCCCAAGGUCACCGAGCAGCUCCUCAAACUGGACGAACAGGGGCUGAGUCAGAAGCACAAGGUGGGAGUGCUGCUGUGUCGGGCAGGGCAGAGCACCGAAGAGGAGAUGUAUAACAAUGAAGAGGCCACGCCCGCCUUCUCGGCCUUCAUGGACCUGCUAGGGGAGCAGGUGUGCCUCCGAGGCUUCACCAACUACGCCGCCCAGCUGGACACCAAGACUGACUCGACGGGCACCCACUCCCUGUACACCACCUACCAGGGCUAUGAGGUCAUGUUCCACGUGUCCACCAUGCUGCCCUACAUGCCCAACAACCCCCAGCAGCUCCUGAGGAAGAGGCACAUAGGGAAUGACAUCGUCACAAUAAUCUUCCAGGAGCCGGGAGCGCUGCCCUUCACCCCUCAGAACGUCCGCUCCCACUUCCAGCACGUGUUCGUCAUUGUCCGCGUGCACAACCCCUGCUCCGACGACACCUGCUACAGUGUGGCUGUGACGCGUAUGAAUGACGUACCUUCCUUCGGCCCGCCCAUCCCCAGCGGGCUGACGUUCCGCGGCCCUGAAGCAUUCCGCAACUUCCUCUUGGCCAAGGUCAUCAAUGCAGAGAGCGCCGCGCACAAGUCUGAGAAGUUCCACACCAUGGCCACUCGCACGCGACAGGAGUACCUCAGAGACUUAGCCGAGAACUGUGUGAGCAGUACGCCGCUCGACUCCGCGGGCAAACUCAACAACCUCAUCUCGCUAGCGUCGAAGAAGAGAGAGCGGGCGCGGGCGAGAGACGGGGCAGAGUUGGGAGCGGCCGGGGCGGUGGCGUGGAGGGUGCUGGCCCAGGACUUCAGUGGAGGCGGGACGGAGAUCUCCUGCGCUCUGGGCGUGUCGGCAGAGUACAUCCUCCUGGCAGACUGCAUCACUAAGGAAGUGGUGUUCAACUGCUUCUGCGCCGACGUGAUCGGCUGGACGCCGGAGAGGCUGGCGCUGAAGAUCUUCUACGGGAGAGGAGACCACAUCGCCGUCAGAGUCCCAGAGGGCUUUGCUCAGGACAUCAGGGAAGUGGUGCAGAGGUUAAAGGCGCUGACGGUGGGCUGUGAGACGGUGGAUAUGACUCUGAGGAGGAACGGCCUGGGACAGCUGGGGUUCCACGUCAGUCUGGACGGCACUGUGGCUGAGGUGGAGGAGUAUGGCUUCGCCUGGCAGGCAGGGCUGAGGCAGGGCAGCCGGCUGGUGGAGAUCUGCAAGGUUGCCGCGGUAACCCUGACACACGAGCAGAUGAUCGACCUACUGAGGACGUCUGUCACCGUUAAAGUGGUGAUCAUACCGCCCUACGAGGAGGGAGGGCCCCGCAGGGGCUGUACAGAGGAGUAUGAGAUGAAGACAAUGGAGCAGAAGCCAGAGUCUGAGCCCGUGGCAGCAGGGUACCGGCCCUCCCCUCGCACCACUGUCUUGCGCUGGGACAGCCCCUCCGGCCCUCCGGGCCUGCACAACGCCCCCACCCCUCAGCGUUGGACCCCUAUGGGCCCCCCACCACCCCAAUCCCGCUCACACAAAGCCAUGGUCAUGCCCAUCCCAUACAGGGAGGCCCAGCAUCUCUCCAACAAGAGGCCAGUGAGCUUUCCUGAGAACCACUACAGCCUGUCCCCAGCGGGGGGCGACCGAGUGCUGCCCUACAGGAACCCCUCAGCCAGUUUCUCCUCCCCCUCUGGCUUGGGGGGCAUGGCGGCCCUGGGGGGCCCCAUACUCAGCGGGCCCUUCGUACGCUCCAAACCCUCACCUGACAGGUAUGGUUCAGCCCAGCGUCCCCUGCUGGCCUACGAACCUCAUCUCAGUCUGGACAUCACCUCUAGUGGAGAGUCCUCCUCGGGCUUCACGAGCCAGGAAAGCACUAUGGAGCGUUGCAAGACAGAGCCCCUAUGGCAUGUCCCAGUUUCAUCAUCUCGGGGGCCAGGAAGAGGGGGGCAGAGGAAACCCACCCGACAGGACGUCCCAGGGAAAGGCUCCCCCAACAGACACUCAAAGGGUGAGACCCAGUACUCCAGCCACUCCAGCAGUAACACUCUCUCCAGUAACGCGUCCAGCAGCCACAGUGACGAACGCUGGUUCGACGGGGCUGGGGGGGAGAGAGGAGGCCCGGGGGGGUCCCGGGGUUACCUAGGCGACCUAGCCGAACCUGACCCCGACCCCCUCAGUAAGGGCGGGUCCAGCGACAGCGGCAUCGACGCCCCCACCCUCUACAACGCCAAGCCUGGCGCACGCCACGGAAACCAGUCCAGCCAAACACAGAAGCCCCUGCACUGUUCAGCAACCUAUAAUGGCGGGCUGCAGGAGCUCUCUGAGGCAAGGGGCAAUGUAGUCGAGGGGCGGAGACUGCAGUCAUCGCCUGUAUUACCUGCCAAUCAGAACAAAGGAUACCGCACACGCACCUUCCCUCCUGGAUCCAACGUGGAGAAGCCAGACUCAUUAAAACCCAGGGCCUGCUACACACCCCAGGCUUACAAGACCCCUGCAGCAGAGAAAUCGCGACCAGUCCGAGCCGCCACGGUCACGCCCAACUCUGCUCUACUCAGCUCCACCCCUCUCUCCAGCUCCGCCCCCAAGGCCUUAUGCAGCAAGAACAGGCUGGGCCCCUGGCAACCAGAUGACAACGCCCCCUCCCCUUCAAACAUACCCACUACCUACUGCUCUGACAGCAGCAAGAAGCAGGUGGACGUGAAUUCUAAGAACGUGUUCGGACAGCCCCGUCUCAGAGCGUCGCUAAGGGACCUGCGGUCUCCACGGAGAUCCCACAAGAGCACCGUCGAAGACGACCUGAAGAAACUCAUCAUCAUGGACAGCCCUGGCGAGAUACCACAAAGAGACAUGUCUCCUCGGCGCACUCUUCAGCGCACGUUCUCAGACGAGUCUCUGUGCAGCGGGCGCAGGGAUGCCAGCUAUGCCAGCACUGCCCCCCUGUUUGACCAGGGCACUCCCAGCGACCUGCUGUUCACCUGCACCCUGCCCACCCGGCGCCACGCACACUCUGCCAGCCACAUGCCCAACAAGAAGGUCCCUAUGUCUGCGUCGGAGCUGUCUCUGAAAGAGGUGAGGGAUAAGGUUCCCCCGCUGAGGAGGCUGGACCCGGGGCUCAUACCCCUGCCUGACACUGCCUGUGGCCUGGAGUGGGCCAGCCUGGUCAACGCUGCCAAGGCCUACGAGGGUGAGUUGCAAAGGGCAGUGUCUCUAUUCUCGCUCACCGAGCCUCAAGUUGGGGUUCCAGACAUGCGGCCGAUCAUCAGUCCAGUCCAGUUCCAAACACCUCAGACUCCACGCUCUACCCCCACCUUCAGCGGGGAUGAGGUACCCAAUGACCUUUCGGGACGGCUGUACAGCCUAGAGGUGAUGCUGAAGCGGCUCAACACUGACCUGGAGAAGGAGAAGGAGGACAAAGUGCACCUGUUGGCUGAGAUGGCUAACCUGCGGCAGAAUAACCAGCGGCUCCAGGAAGAGAGCCACUCGGCCAGCGAGCAGCUCCGCAAGUUCAGCCUGCUCUUCACCGACCCCCCACAGAGGAAGUGAGCUCACACGAACACAGGAAGUGACCUCGGAGAGAGAGUGCGAGAGCAUCCGCAGAGAGAACUUGUGACCUAAGCCAGAGAACGAUGGAGAGGAGGGAAGAGGUUAGGAUAAAGGUGAUUUUAGUGGAAAGACAGUCACAGUGAGUUUCAUGCUGUUGGGAUUGAGUGGGGAAUGGAUUUGUUAGUGGGUCUGGUUAGGCACUGUGGAAUACAUGGGCAAUAGAAAAUAGAAGUUAGUGUGUGAAGUGAUGUACAAAAAAUAAGAGGUAAAGAACGCCCCCCCCCCCCCCUACAUUCUCACGUUCUAUCCCUCGCCUGCUGCUUCUGUCACAUUCCAACCACACCAUCUCCCUCCUGCCUCUCCUAGAGGGGUAGGAUGGUAGGGGAGAAGAGGAGCACUACCUCUCCACCACUGACCUGCUCUGGGGAGAGAGACCUGCCGUUAUGCCGCCACCCUCUCUGUGGUGCACCACCCACAACCAGAAACCCUGCCUCGCUCUGGGCUGGACGGACACAGGGACUGCAGAGAACCAAUGGAUCCCCGUUGGCUCAUCUGAAACCGAAUUGCCUAGACAGAAGAGCCUGCAAGUAGACACGCCUAUUUUUUUUUUACUCUAAAAGAGUCCCAACACAGCACAAGCUGACUCCCUCAGCCUGUGCACCCAGAGUGAAUCCCUCUGUCCCUGCUUGUAGGUUUUUAUUUUUGUACACACCUGCGUCAGUAAAAGCCAAUAAAGAAGAGAGAUGUUAUGAACUGUAGAACACUAGAUCACCCAGAGAGGCCUAAUACUGUUCCUGAAGCAAAUCAGCCAAAAACAAACACGAGCUCUGGCUCAAAAAAAAGGACUCCAACUCCCAGAAUGCUCUGGGAGACGUGUGUUUAUAAAAGAUGUGGUACUGUACUUUUGCCCAUAUGGUUCAACAUAUAGCUUGAACACAUGCAUAUUGUACUGAUACGCUUUGUUGCGUGUGUGUGAUAGGCUGGCACGGGGCAUUUCAGUCAUGAGCAAGCUGUAUUAUGACAGCUAUGCUAGUGAGCUGAGACGAGGCAUCUUGUUCGUUCAUAGACAAUAUAUAGUGUCAUAAACUCAAUGAUAGUAUCUCAAUCUCGUUUUUUUGGGCUAACGGUCAAUGUUAAAGGUAUUUACAAAUAUCUAAGCAUUUUUUUUUUUUUUUUUUUUUUUUUUUUACAUAUGUAGAAUUAAAUUAUCAUUUAGUGGUUUCUGUUUUGUUUACCAACUGCUAGUACACACAUCUGUGUGCAUUUAGAAAAUACAUAUAAAUUAUCUCUUAAACACUGUAGCACCUGUGUCAUGGUACAAUAGCUGUGUGUGUGUGUGUGUGUGUGUGUGUGUGUGUUAGAAUGAAGGGGUAUUAUACAUACGUUUUGCUAACAGUCCUCGUGUCUGCAGAUUUAAACUGAACAAUUUAUACACAACUGUGAGACCUAGCUAAAUAACUUAAGUAACUUAUCUUGUGGUGAUGGGUCUGUGAAACGUGUGGCCAUUUCAAAAACAAAGAAAUGUCCAUCUGACAGGAAUACACUAAACUUAAUCAACACACAAACGUUCUCCUAACUAGCUUGGUUAUAUUCUCUAUAGAAACAAUUUUUCUUACCGAUGUGUAUCUUUGUGUCCAUUGUUUGUUAUGAAUGUGGGAUAAAUGGAGGGGAGCGCGGAGCUGGCAAAACCAACGGUGUGGGUUCCAAUUCUCGUUUGGGCCACAUCCAUUCACUAAAAUUAUGAAACUGUCUCCUGAAGGACCAUAUUUUUAUUUUCGUUCCAUUAUAUGGAACCCCCUAGCACAGUUAAGUUUUUCAGGAACCCCCUGUCCUGCCUCAACUGGAAAUCCUGUCUUCCCUUCACUACUCUCAGGACCCUUCACAGACAUCCCCUUUUACGGACUGUACUAUUUAUUUGUAUUUAUUGUUUUGUGUGUGGACAUGUACCUAUACGGUGUAAACCCUUUGUGACUGGAUCGGUGGACAUUCACAUGCAUAUGGCACAAAAACACAAACAUACGAAACAAACUACACAACCCUGCCCUCACUCUUUCAAAAACAUCUGUACAUUUACGAGAGACAUUACGUUUCGAUAAGAGCAACAUAUACAGUACAUUGGGAAAGUGUUCAGACCUCUUUACUUUCUCCACAUUUUGUUAGCCUUGCUCUAAAAUGUAUUUAAUAAUUUUUUCCACUCAUCAAUCUACACACAAUACCCCAUAAUGACAAAGCGAGAACAGGUUUUACAAAUUGUUGCAAAUUUAUUUACUUAAGUAUCCAGACCCUUUGCUAUGAGACUUAAUUCAGCUCGGGUGCAUCCUUUUUCCAUUGAUCAUCCUUGAGAUGUUUCUACAACUUGAUUGGAGUCCACCUGUGGUAAAUUCAAUUGAUUGGACAUGAUUUGGAAAGGCACACACCUGUCCACAGUUGACAGUGCAUGUCAGAGCAAAAACCAAGCCAUGAGGUUAAAGGAAUUGUCCGUAGAGCUCCGAGACAGGAUUAUGUUGAGGCACAGAUCUGGGGAAGGUACCAAAAUAUUUCUGCAGCAUUGAAGGUCCCCAAGAACACAGUGGCCUCCAUUCUUAAAUAGAAGAAGUUUGGAACCACCAAGACUCUUCCUAGAGCUGGCCGCAAAGCCAAACUGAGCAAUCGGGGGAGAAGGGCCUUGGUCAGGGAGGUGACCAAGAACCCGAUGGUCACUCUGACAUGGCUCCAGAGUUCCUGUAUGGAGAUGGGAGAAUCUUCCAGAAGGACAACCAUCUCUGCAGCACUCCACCAAUCAGGCCUUUAUGGUAGAGUGGCCAGACGGGAGCCACUUCUCAGUAAAAGGCACAUGACAGCCUGGCACCAUCCCUAUGGUGAAGCAUGGUGGUGGCAGCAGCAUGCUGUGGAUAUGUUUUUCAGCAGCAGGGAGACUCGUCAGGAUAGAGAAAGAUGAACGGAGCAAAGAACAGCGAGAUCUUUAAAAACCUGCUCCAGAGCCAGGACUUUGAACCCCGCUCAAACAUCUCGACUGACCUGAAAAUAGCUGUGCAGCGACGCUCCCCAUCCAACCUGACAGAGUUUGAGAGGAUCUGCAGAGAAGAAUGGGAGUAACUCCUCAAAUACAGGUGUGCAAAGCUUGUAGCGUCAUUCCCAAGAAGACUUGAGGUAGUAAUCGCUGCCAAAGGUGCUUCAACAAAGUACUGAGUAAAGGGUCUGAAUACUUAUGCAAAUGUGAUAUGUUUUUAUAAAUGUGAAAAAUGUGGGGGUAUUGUGUGUAGAGUCAUGAGAGGAUAAAACAAUGGACUCCAUCUUAGAAUAAGGCUGUAACGUAACAAAGUGUAAAAAGUCAAGGGGUCUGAAUACUUUCCGAAUGCAGUGUACAGACAUCUGUCUCCAUUUCUCUGUGUACUGUAAGCUGCCUCAUCCUCCUCCAGCCAGUUAUAUCAUCUUGGACAUACCAAGAGCAACUCAAACAACCCUACACACUCAUGUUAUCACUGACGCUCAGCAAAUGUGCUGUGAUGUUGAUAUCUGCAAUGUCUUAAUCUUUAUUUAGUUUAUUUGUGUGUGGAGGGGUAUGGGUGUUUUUAAGGUUUAGUUUGGCUGUAUUUGAUUUCAAGAAAACUGUAGUUAUAUACAGUACCAGUCAAAUGUUUGGACAUUCAAGGGUUUCUUUAUUUUUGCUAUUUUCUACAUUGUAGAAUAAUAGUGAAGACAUCAAAACUAUGAAAUGACACAUGGAAUCAUGUAGUAACCAAAAAAGUGUUAGACAUAUCAAAAUAUAUUUUAUAUGCGAGAUUCUUCAAAGUAGCCACCUUUUGCCUUGAUGACAGCUUUGCAUCCAUCAACCAGCUUCAUGAGGAAUGCUUUUCCUUCACUCUGCAGUCCAACUCAUCCCAAACCAUCUCAAUUGGGUUGAGGUCAGGUUAUUGUGGAGACCAGGUCAUCUGAUGCAGCACUCCUUCUUGGUCAAAUAUCCCUUACACAGCCUGGAGGUGUGUUGGGUCAUUAUCCUGUUGAAAAACAAAUGAUAGUACCACUAAGUGCAAACCAGAUGGGAUGACGUAUCGCUGCAGAAUGCUGUUUUUUUUUUUUUUAUCGCUACAGAUUUCUUGUUUUUUGGCCCAAGCAAGUCUCUUCUUAUUAUUGGUGUCCUUUAGUAGUGGUUUCUUUGCAGCAAUUUGACCAUGAAUGCAUGAUUCACACAGUCUCCUCAAACCGUUGAUGUUGAUGUGUUUUACUUGAAAUCUGUGAGGUACAAUCUGAGGUGCAGUUAAUUGACGAUUUAUGAGGUGCAGUUAACUCUAAUGAACUUAUCUGUGGCGGUCCUCAUGAGAGCCAGUUUCAUCAUAGCGGUUGAUGGUUUUUGCGACUCCACUUGAAGAAACUUUAGAAGUUCUUGAAAUGUUCUGAAUUGACUGACCUUCAUGUCUUAAAGUAAUGAUGGACUGUUGUUUCUCUUUGCUUAUUUGAGCUGUUCUUGCCAUAUGAACUUGGUCUUUUACCAAAUAGGGCUGUCUUCUGUAUACCCCCUUGUCACAACACAACUGAUUGUCUGAAACGCAUUAAGAAGGAAAUAAAUUCCACAAAUUAACUUUUAACAAGGCACACCUGUUAAUUGAAAUGCAUUCCAGGAGAUUAUUUGAUUGUUUUGUUGUCUCCACUAUUAUUCUACAAUGUAGAAAAUAGUAAAAAAUAAAGGAAACCCUUGAAUGAGUAGGUGUGUCCAAACUUGUACUGUACAUGUUGAACAUAGCUCGGUGCAUCAAUGUUGCAUGUGCACAAAUCACAAAUGGUAACAUCGAAACUUGGUAAAUGGAUCAAUUGUAUGAAUCUUUUUUUUUUUUUAGAUGUCUUAAUUUAUUUUUGGAACAUAUUGGCCACUUUUGCGACAUGAAAAAUACAAAAUAGUGAAAUUAAGAGGGUACUUAAUUUACUUUUAUUUCUGUAUAUGCUGUUUGAUUUUAAAUCUUUGUAUAAAGCUGAUUUGUAUGAUUUACAUCGUUUUUCUUACUUUGUUGGCGCAUUCUGAAUGAGGCAGGAGUGCUUUAUGCAUUGACAAACUUACUGUUGAACAUUGUUUUCCUUGGGGAUGUUGUAUCAAUGACUGUACAUUUUAAAAGUGUAAAUUGUUUUCAUUAUUUUAUAAGAACAAAUAUUAAAAAUCUUUCAUAAUGAUAGAA